This is a messenger RNA of Chrysoperla carnea, 447 nucleotides long. RefSeq names its product cytochrome c oxidase subunit NDUFA4 (gene ND-MLRQ). The record is from RefSeq and is a predicted model, not a curated record. Bases 111 to 350 code for a protein of 79 amino acids. The transcript is spliced from 3 exons. NCBI's taxonomy places the organism in Eukaryota, Metazoa, Arthropoda, Insecta, Neuroptera, Chrysopidae.
AUAGUUAUGACUCGGCUUCCAGAUUACGAUUAGUAAAGAUUCGCCAUUUUACAUACUACAUAGAAUCAGCAGAUAAAAUAAUUUUGGGAAAACUUAAUAAUUAAAUCAAAAUGCAAGGUUUAAGUUUACAGAGCUUGAAAAAGCACAAAGCUUUAAUUCCAUUAUAUGUCUGCGUUGGAGUCGGUUGUGCCGGAGCAGUCUACUAUACUUUGAGACUUGCUACACGUAAUCCUGAUGUAGCAUGGGACCGAAGUAAUAAUCCAAAUGAUGCAUACCGCAACAAGCAAUACAAGUUCUAUUCUCCAAAACGCGAUUACUCCAACAUCGAUAGCCCAGCUCCAAAAUUCUAAAUUAUUAUAUUUGCUAGUAUUUCUAAAUAGUAGUUUUCUGCAGUUUUUUGUUAAACUAUGUUGUAAAUAAUUUAAAUAAAAAUAGAUAAUAUUUAAA